Drepanopeziza brunnea f. sp. 'multigermtubi' MB_m1 is the source of this 717-nucleotide messenger RNA. RefSeq lists its product as uncharacterized. The record is from RefSeq and is a predicted model, not a curated record. Gene Ontology annotation, biological process: L-histidine biosynthetic process. Lineage: Eukaryota; Fungi; Ascomycota; Leotiomycetes; Helotiales; Drepanopezizaceae. Gene Ontology annotation, molecular function: imidazoleglycerol-phosphate dehydratase activity.
AUGGAUUUGAAACCCGAGCAACGGAUGCGCGCGGCGGCUCUGGCACGCGACACAAACGAGACGAAGAUUGUGCUGGCCAUAAACUUGGAUGGAGGAGAAUUCCCUGCCGAUACGGACAGCAGGUUGAUCGAUUCAUUGAACGGAGUGGAUGGACAUGGACACGAACACACCCACGCCACUCAAGCUUCGAAGAGCCAGACGAUUGCCAUCAACUCUGGAAUUGGCUUCUUAGAUCAUAUGCUCCACGCAUUGGCGAAGCAUGCGGGCUGGAGUCUGGCGCUCAAUUGCAAGGGGGAUCUUCACAUCGACGAUCACCACACGGCCGAGGAUGUCUGCCUAGCGCUGGGGACUGCCUUUAAAGACGCUCUUGGAGCUCCUGUCGGCCUGGCACGUUUUGGCUCAGCCUAUGCGCCCCUCGAUGAAGCGUUGUCGCGCGCAGUUGUGGACCUCUCAAAUAGACCCUUCAGCGUCAUUGAGCUUGGGCUGAAGAGAGAGAAGAUUGGAGACCUGAGCUGCGAGAUGAUCCCGCACUGCAUGGAGAGCUUCGCCCAGAAUGCAAGGAUCACGAUGCAUGUCGACUGCAUCCGGGGAUUCAAUGACCAUCACCGGGCGGAGAGUGCCUUCAAGGCGUUGGCUGUGGCAAUCCGACAGGCCACGAGUAGGGUGGCUGGGCGGGAGGGAGAAGUUCCUAGCACGAAGGGGACGCUGACGACGUGA